Polyodon spathula (Mississippi paddlefish) is the source of this 1161-nucleotide messenger RNA. Its product is annotated as calcium-binding and coiled-coil domain-containing protein 1-like. The coding region runs from base 379 to 1146 and encodes 255 amino acids. The record is from RefSeq and is a predicted model, not a curated record. The transcript has 5 exons. Lineage: Eukaryota; Metazoa; Chordata; Actinopteri; Acipenseriformes; Polyodontidae.
GGGGAGCUCUGAGCCCCAGGACUGGGUGCAGCAGCAGCAGCAGGGCUAGUGUGAGUUUUAAGACAGCAACCACCUUAAUUGUCUAUAUUUAAAGUCACAUGGUAAAGUAGAGAGCAGUAGUGAGGGAUGCAUCAGUAGAAUACAGCUGCAGGGCAUGCAGCUCACUGUGCUGGAAUUGAUUGAAAGGGAGUGGGAGUUGGGAAUGGAUUUUGGAAUUGAGGAACAGGAAUCUACUCCAGUCCUGUCUGGGAGUCUCGUUUGGCUAAGUGGGAAACUGGAAUUCUUUUCUGUGUGUCGUGAGCGUCAGACUUCACUUGUCUCUUUGUUUUUUUCGACGCAGCCUGUGGCUCUGAGCGCGCCCGCACCAGUUCGAUUGACAUGGAGGGGUCGCAGGUCAGCGUGUCGGCCCAGGCCCCGCCCCUCUCGGGGGUGGUGUUCCACAACGUGGCUCGGAGCUACAUCCCGGACACGCGGCUGGAGUGUCACUACACACUGACCGCGCAGCACCGCUGGGCAGCCAAGGACUGGAUCGGGAUCUUCCGGGUGGGCUGGUCGUCGGUUCGAGAUUAUCACACCUUCGUCUGGUCACUCGCUCCGGACAGCUAUGAAGAGGGUCAGGCAGCCAACUGCUGUGUGCAGUUCCAAGCCUCCUACCUUCCCAAGGCCAGCGCGGACCCCUUUCAGUUCUGCUAUGUGAGUGCCGGGGGGGAGGUGAGCGCAAGCAGCCCCCCCUUCACCUUCCGCACGCCCGCCCCCCUCGAGGAGCUUGUCACAGUGGAGGGGGAGAGCGGGGACGACAUGCUGCUCGUCAUUCCCAGAGCUGAGAUUGUGCAGGGCCACCUGGAGGCGUGUCUACAGGAGAGGGCGGGGCUCCUGGCAGAGAGGGCGGAGUCGGAGAGAGAGAAGGCUGCGCUGACGGAGCGAAUGAGAGAGCUGGAAAGAGGAGUGGAGAGAGCUGAGGAGGAGAAGAGACGACUACAGCAGCAUUGUGAGGAAGUGAUGUGUGAGAAAGGGGAGGUGACCUCAGAACGGGACGCUCUGAUUUGCCAGCGAGCCGAGAACCAGGAGCGAAUCAUCGAGCUGGAGGAGGACAUGAAAAUCAUCAACAGGAAGGUGCUGGAGAGAGAGACUGAGCUGGACAGGUGAGAGUGUGUCAGUGUG